Messenger RNA from Linum tenue, 603 nucleotides. The record is from the annotation of a GenBank genome assembly. NCBI's taxonomy places the organism in Eukaryota, Viridiplantae, Streptophyta, Magnoliopsida, Malpighiales, Linaceae.
AUGGCAACGCCAGAGGAAUACAGAGCUCUAGAGCUCAUUCGGCAGCACCUACUGGAAGACCAUUUCUCCUCCGCCGAUCUCUUCAUCACUGAUUUGAACUCCCCAAUCUCUUCCGUCUCCCAGGAGCUGCUGCUUCCUGUGCCCGUAAAACACGAAGAAGCAGAAGAAGAAUCGCAAUCCCCUGCUUUGUGCUCUGACUCCAAUUCCCCUGAAUCACACCUUGACACGUCCUCGCCGAAGCCUACGGUUUCGGGUUCCUGUAGUGGGUCGUCGUCGCCAGAGCCGGAAGAGAAGGGGAGGCAGUUCAGAGGCGUGAGGAAGAGGCCGUGGGGCAAAUUUGCGGCGGAAAUCCGCGACCCGACCCAGAAAGGCAGCCGGGUGUGGCUAGGGACUUUCGACAGCGACGUGGAUGCCGCCAAAGCCUACGACUUCGCCGCUUUUGAAAUGAGGGGCAGGAAAGCGAUCCUCAAUUUCCCACUAGAAGCUGGCAAGUCCGACCCGCCAGCUGCAUGCACUGCCCGGAGACGGAGGAGGAUGAAGAAAACGGCGCCGGAUUCGGAGAAAGCAUCCGCCGCCCGGGAACUGGAAAUGGGUCCCUUCUAA